AUGGGGGGUCGUGUAACCCUCAUUAAUUCGGUUCUUGCAAAUCUGCCUAUACACUAUCUGGCUUUUUUCAAGGCUCCUAUUAAGGUUGUGAAGGAUAUCAUAGCGAUCCAACGGCGGUUCUUAUGGGCUGGAAACUCGAGCAAAUCUUCUAUUCCUUGGGUCUCUUGGAAUACUGUUUGUAAAUCUAAGGAAGAUGGCGGUCUGGGUAUUAAGCAUAUGGGUCGGUUCAACUGCGCUUUGUUGGCAAAGUGGCUUUGGAGGUUUCAAACUGGCGACAAUGAAAUUUGGAGGAACACCCUCACUUUCAGGUACGGUAACCUUAGCAUUAAGACGCAAACUUAUUCCGUUGUUGUGAGUUCAAAGUCUGAUUCGUUGUGGAUGAAGGAUAUUAUGAACAAUGCGUCUCUAAAUCCUAAUGCCAAUUUCUGCAAGUACACGACAUGCUCCGUUGGUGAAGGUUCCGAAGCGGCGUUUUGGCUGUCUGUUUGGAUCGGUGAAGUGCCAUUACAAGUCAGAUUUAAUGAUUUGUACCAGAGUUGCUCUCUAAAGUUAGGGUCAGUCCGUGAUAUGGGAUACUGGGAGGAUGGGCAGUGGAAUUGGAAUUUGAGAAACUCGUUGUUGGAUUCAGAUAACCCUCCUGAACCAGAUUGGUCUGACUGCUGUAAGUUGCUAGAAAAUACCUCAGUUAACCCGGGUACAACCGACAAAUGGCGGUGGAGUCUCCAUGAAUCUCAAUCUUUCAAGGUUAGUUCCUUUUAUUCUGUCCUAUAUCCCUCCGUAUCUGACCAAGACGUUGGCUCAGAUUGUGCUUCCCUUAUUGAGUCCAUUUGGAAGACGGAUAUUCCGGCAAAAGUGCAAACGUUCAGCUGGAGGUUGGCGCUUGAUAGAUUGCCUACAAGAUCUAAUUUAUUGAAGAGAAGAGUGCUUGAAUCCGAUCAAGAUUUGGAUUGUGUUUUUUGUUCUAAUAGCAUAGAGGAUGUAUCCCAUCUUUUCUUCUCUUGUUAUAAAUCUAAUCAGGUGUGGAACUCGAGCCUUAGAGGUAGGUGUCAAGUGAAUAGAGUUAAUUCGCUUUAG
Molecule: messenger RNA, 1074 nt
Organism: Lathyrus sativus (Indian pea)
Lineage: Eukaryota; Viridiplantae; Streptophyta; Magnoliopsida; Fabales; Fabaceae
Source: the annotation of a GenBank genome assembly